Molecule: messenger RNA, 249 nt
Organism: Gongylonema pulchrum
Lineage: Eukaryota; Metazoa; Nematoda; Chromadorea; Rhabditida; Gongylonematidae
Source: the annotation of a GenBank genome assembly
AUGGCAGCACCAACAGAACGAUUUCACGUUUUGUCACAGCUUGAUCAUUUGCAGUCAAAAUAUACGGGGACUGGACAUGCAGAUACCACACGAUGGGAAUGGCUGGUAAAUCAGCAUCGUCAUCCAGAUCAUCUCAGUUUAAUAGCAAUAUGCGAGAACGAAUCCCGAGCCAGGGUACGCUUCAAUUUGUUGAAUCAGAUGAUUGCGCCUUGUGGACCACCGCCGGAAAAGUCUCCGCUUGAUGAUUGA